AUGGCAUUGUUCGAUAUAUUGAAAAAGGAGAAAUCAAGGCAUUCUUUCAAGAGGAAAGAACACAAUGAUAAUAAAUCAACAGUACUGACAAAUAAUUCUCACGGUUUACUCUCUUCAAAUAUUACUCGUCAAUUCUACAUAACUUUUGUAGAACCACAUAGGAUAUGGAAACCAAAUGAACAUAUUAUUGGUGAAACUACCCUGGAGAUUAAAAAGGAUAUUACAAAUAUAGCUAUACGUUUGUCUCUAAUAUGUGAAAUGAAAGUUAAGACCAGAGGUAAUAGUCCAACUACUUUAAUGGCUAAAAAAUCAAUUAGAUUGAUUGAAAGAUCAACUUUCUUAUAUGGAUUCGAUAUGGCUCAAGAUAAAUCACAUUGUACUCAAUCCAUAUCAACUUCUAGUCAAAAUAAUGAUAGUAAUAAUGUAGACAUAAAUGAUAGUUUAACAGAUGAGAAUGAAAAUGGGAAUGAACAUAUGAAGGUUGUAAAUGGAUUGACAAAAGGUAUACAUAAAUUCCCCUUCAGAAUAAAAUUACCAAAAAAUAACAAGAAAUUGUUUAGUUCGAUAAAAUUUGAAAGAGGUUCAAUAAAUUAUUAUAUGCAGUGCACGUUAGAACCUUUAUCCUCAGAUCAAUCAGAAAAAACAUGUGUAUCAAAAUGUAGAAAUGAAUUUGAAGUCAUUGUACCGUUGGACGUAUCAUAUUUACCCAUUCCAAAGACAAAGACAGUCGUUUUACAAUCGUUCACGGGAACACCAAUGGUGCAUAAGAAAUCAAACUCUUCAGGUGAUGCAGGUUCAUCAUUAUUUUCGAAGUUAACAAAUAAAUCAAAUGAUUCAACUAGCUCAGGAAGUUUCUCCACAAAGAAUGAUCUCAUAUUGGAUAAGACAGUGAACAUAUCUGUGAGUCUGCCGAGAUCUGGGUAUAUCAUGGGAGAAGUCAUCCCAGUAAAAAUCUCAGUGGACCAUUAUAAACCAUAUUAUCAUGCAGCAGGUGUAAUUGUCACUUUGGUGAGAAUAUGUAGAGUAGGAACAAAUAAUGAAACCGAUGGAAUCCCCAUUGAAAAAUUUAGAAAAGAUAUAUGUCAAUGUGUUUCACCAUUAUAUAUAGAUCCAGAAACCUUACGGGCAAAUAUUUUAGCUCAUUUGAAAGUACCCCUGAAUGCAUUUGCUACAUUUAAUCCACCGAAUCAAUUAUUUAGUUUCCAAUAUUAUAUUGAAGUUAUGGUAAAUUUAUCAAGGAAAAAUUUAGUUUACUCUGAAUCUCAUAAGAUUCUAGGAGGUGCUAUGGAUGAAAAUGAUGAAGAAAUUUAUCAAAAUAUGGAUAAUAAAUUUAAGACUAAUAAAAUAUCGUCUUCAAAAUUAUUUGGUCUUGACAAAAAUAUUCAACAAAAAGUAUCAGCUUUAGUCACUAACUCAAACAACAAUAACGAAUUAUUCGAGGAGGAAGAUACAAUUAAUAUGAACAAUUCAUCUAAUCAUGAUAGUAAAAUAUUAUAUAAGGACAUGGUUAAUGUAGAGAGUCUCAAAGGAAUGAGAAACGUUACAGGAAUGUCCAUUGAAAUUGUGGUUGGCACUGUGAAGGAGAUUAUAAAACCUGAUAGAUUGGAACCCAUCUCAAAGACGAAUUCAAUUCAAGAAAACCACGUAAAACAGAACGAUACUCCUGACCACCACAUAGAUUCAAUUCAAACAGACUCAGGAUUAACCGUUCCAGUGUUGAACUCAUCUGAAUUGAACAGUUGGUUAUCUAAUUAUCCAACUGACUACAACACCUUACCACUUCCGAAAUAUUCUCCACGUGAAACAUCUGCUACAGUUGAACCAAUCACUGCCUCUGAAGAUAAACAAGAAUUAGAGAGAUUGAGAUUGCAAGACCUUGAGAGUGAACCACCUGAAAAUUAUUAA
Molecule: messenger RNA, 1905 nt
Organism: Maudiozyma barnettii
Lineage: Eukaryota; Fungi; Ascomycota; Saccharomycetes; Saccharomycetales; Saccharomycetaceae
Gene: RIM8
Product: Rim8p
Exons: 1
Coding region: 1-1905 (634 amino acids)
Biological process (GO): ubiquitin-dependent endocytosis
Cellular component (GO): cytoplasm; plasma membrane; cytosol
Molecular function (GO): ubiquitin protein ligase binding; protein-macromolecule adaptor activity
Source: RefSeq, a predicted model, not a curated record